Messenger RNA from Megachile rotundata (alfalfa leafcutting bee), 3328 nucleotides. RefSeq names its product monocarboxylic acid transporter silnoon (gene Sln). Lineage: Eukaryota; Metazoa; Arthropoda; Insecta; Hymenoptera; Megachilidae. The record is from RefSeq and is a predicted model, not a curated record. Gene Ontology annotation, biological process: transmembrane transport; monocarboxylic acid transport. Gene Ontology annotation, molecular function: monocarboxylic acid transmembrane transporter activity.
CCUAGUUCAACACAUUAAACCUUGCUUUUAGAAAUGGUAGAGAGUAAAAUUUUUGUUUGAAAGUUCUGAACUUUGAGUCUUUGAAAUGUUUAAAAUUUAAGACUUUGAAAUUUCAGAAUUAUUGUAUUUGGGACUUAAAAAUUUUUAAAUAUUGAGUCUUUAAAAAGUUCCAAGCUUUGAAAUUCCAUAGUCUGAACAUUUUAAAGUAUGAUCCAUAAUGUCCAUGAAAAGUUUCUGUAGUACCCCUCCCUUUUAUCUUGUUCGAUAUCUAACCCAGCCCUGAUAAUUGCCCUACAAUGACGUUGAGGACGAUCUUGAGUAAAAGUAGAAAGGACACGCGAAGGCUGGGCCUUGCGGAGGACCGGUCCAUAAUGCAGUGAUUCGAGGGGUGUAUGCGAUUAAAGAGUCGAGGUCGAAGCGAAAAAAAAGUGGGUCGACCGCAGGACAAUAAACUGUAUAGGCAUUGUUGGAAAAGCACGUGGUGGUGACUACCACGAGAUGCCAGUGCGUCAGUUGUGUUCUCCUAUCGAUCUUGUAAGUUUCCAUUCGGUGGCGACCUCCUCUGCGUGCGCACCUUUUUCAUCUCAGUUAUUUACCAAGCACCCUACGACAGAGUCAGGAGAACCUUGGAGAACGUGUAAAUGGUGAGAAGGAAGUCGAUCGGCAGGUAACGAGAAAUUCGUUAGGGGGUGGCCAGGUCGAUGGUAAGCAAAUUGCCGCAAGGUUUCCAACUGGGCAGCGGGUAAGGGCAACAGGAGGGGGCGAGAGCGGCGUCGAACCAGCACGAAGGGUGUACCCACAGGCAGCUAGGUAGAUAGACAUCGUCCGGAAGUCCGAGAGGGUAUCUUCUUCAGGGUGCUAGUGUACGAGAGGUGGUUGCGAAACGUGCGGGAUACAGUUUGCCGAGGGAAGCAAACGGAGAACGUGAAAGCAACGUAACUCCAAUGUAUUACGGUCCUCCUUGCACAAACGAAGCCACGGAAAUAUGUCGUUACCACGAGAAUGGAGCUUGCAGGAUUCGAUUGAGCGUGAUGCUGUCGCCUGUGCGACAGCGUCGCAGGAGAUGGUCGGCACGACCGUCAUCGACGAGAAUAUGAAUCAACAGAAUCAGCUGGGCUCCCUAUUGUCGAUACACUCGGCUCCCGUCUUCGAUUUGAGCAAUGGCGUGCCGUCGCCGAAGAGGCCAGCUUCCUUGGCCGUGCAGGCGACGGCGACCUCCACGCCGAUCGUGCCACCUCACCUUCAGAGUCCCGAAACGAUCGAGGACGAGGACAACGACAAUCUAUUGACGAUAUCGAGUCUCACGGCUAGGCCGUUGAUAGCCAAGUCUAGGGAACUUCGCUCGACCAAAAGCUCCGUGUCGAAGAAGAAGAAACCGAAGAAAACCGAGACGAAGAAGCCGAGGAACAUCACUUAUGUUCCUUUGGACGGCGGUUACGGGUGGGUCAUCGUCUUCGGAGCGUUUUUCGUGCAAUUCUGGGUGGCUGGUCUGGUGAAAUCUUACGGGGUGUUGUACGUUGAGGUGAUGGAAACGUUCAAGGACUCAUCGGCGUCGGUUGCUUCCUGGAUACCGGCUAUUUUGUCCUGUCUUUGUCUCGCGCUUGCUCCAGUGACGAGUAUGCUGUGCCAGAAAUACAGCUGUCGAACGGUCGUUUUCAUCGGGGGACUGUUCUGUGCUUUAGGACUAACUAUAAGUUACUUUGCCACGAGCUUGAUACACCUCUUUUUUACAUUUGGAGUUUUAACAGGUAUCGGCGGUGGAUUAUCAACGACGCCAGGCAUCAUCCUCGUCUCCCAGUACUUCGAUAAGCAUCGUGCCCUGGCGAACGGGAUCUGCGUGUCUGGCACAGCGGCGGGCAGCUUCGUGUUCCCGCUUCUGAUCGAAACCCUGGUGAAGAAUUUCGGCUUCCACGGCACCAUUCUCCUACUGGGUGGUUGUAUGCUCCACGUGUGCGUGAGCGCUACCCUGUACCGACCACUGGAGAAUAAUUACGCGCCGGAAGACACGAUCGUGGUGGAUAAAUUGGAAAAGGUCGAGACCACGGCAAAGGAAUUAGAAACGGCGAAACAGCAGAAGUUAGACGUAAUAUUUGCCAACGACUCGACUACCAAGCAUAAUCUGUUGAACGAAUUAUUUCAUCAGAACAGUGUAGUGGCCGUCGAGCUGACUGACAGCGAGGAAGAGAAGGACGUGAUGGGUGAGGGCCUUAGGAUGAAACCGAUCUCGAAGAUCCGUAGCUCGAGUAUACUCCACAGCGUCGAGGAUCUGUCGACCGACUCCACGUGCGUAUACAAGGCCAGGUCAUCGUUGAGAUCCCUGAGAUCAUCGGUCACCGCCGUAUGUCCAGUUCCUCAGAACGAACCACAAGUGCCGGAGGAAAAGAAGACUGUCAUGCAAAGGAUAGCGCAAUAUAUUGAUCUGUCGCUAUUGAAAAAUCCUCAGUUCAUCAUGAUGUGCUUCUCCGUCAGCCUCAUGUCGACCGGAAGCCCGUACAUGUUGUACUAUCUUCCAGCAUACGUUCACGCGGCUGGAUACACGAAGUCGGAAGCUGGGUACUUAGUGGCGAUUUCCGCCGCGCUGGAUUUGUGCGGGAGAUUAGGACUUGGCUGGCUUUCGGACUUGCAGUUGUUCGAUCGUCGGAAAGGAUACAUUGGAAGUGUCGUGGGUGCUGGUGUAGCAGUAUUGGCAAUUCCAAUGGCCCAUUCUUUCUAUGUACUGGCAUGUUCGGUCGGCAUGUACGGAUUAUGUCUGGGCUGUUGGUUUCUCUUGGUACCCGUCCUUCUCGCAGACCAAUACGGAACUGAUAAAAUAUCCUCUACUUACGGUCUUGUUAGGAUGUUCCAGAGUGUCGGAGCAAUUUCUAUUCCGCCUUUAGCAGGUUACCUGCGCGAUGUAACCGGCAGUUAUAAUGUAUGUUUUCUCUGUAUGGGAACGUGCAUGGUGAUGGGAGGACUACCUUUGCUCCUGGUUUUUAACGAAGUAACGAAGUCAUCGAAGAUGACUGUUAACGCUGAGAACAGUAAUUGUCAAGGAGAGACGACUGUGAAAGAAUAAGAUAUUUUGCGAAUGUGAUUGAAUGUGUAAUAGAAAACUAAUAAAUCGCAACAUUUGUCGCUACAAUUAUUCCACUAUGAUGUAUUGCUUGGUUCAAUGUAUUCGUAACGUUUUACGAUAAAUACCUCAUUCGCGGCAGGUAAGGGUGAUUUCCAUAAAUUUUUAUAAAUGCAAGUCUCUCUCGUUUUAUUGGUAAAUAGAUCUUCUCAUUUACACCGUUUACAAUUAAGUGAAAACGAACGAUGUAGGGCAAAUAUUGUUACGCAUAUAUAC